Messenger RNA from Schizosaccharomyces cryophilus OY26, 675 nucleotides. RefSeq lists its product as uncharacterized. The transcript is spliced from 2 exons. The coding region runs from base 1 to 675 and encodes 224 amino acids. Lineage: Eukaryota; Fungi; Ascomycota; Schizosaccharomycetes; Schizosaccharomycetales; Schizosaccharomycetaceae. The record is from RefSeq and is a predicted model, not a curated record.
AUGACUUCUCAUCAAACUGGAAAAAUUACCUCGCAUUGGAAUGACCCUGCGUCCAAUAUAUUUCUGGAAUCACAAACAAACGCUUCGCAAAACCCUAGUCGCUCGUUGAAGAAAACUGCUUCCAGUCGACGAUUGGUUUAUGAGGAAGCGAAUAAGCUAUCAGGAUCUUUACCUGCAUUGUCUGUUGCUUCAAUAGAGCAGCAAAGACAUCCUUCCUUACAUACACCACCCACAAUUCCUUCCAAGGUUCUACCUCCUACAGCACAGAAACUUGCUAAGCCCCCUACCCAUUUAAGCCCUCAGGAUUCCUUGCUUUCAAACGUAUUGCAUUUAGAAAUGGCCAAGGAGAACCAAAACAUAGGUCAGACCGGGGUUUCGAAUAGCACAGAUAUUACUACGCAAAAAACAAUCGAUGUUUCUACCGUUCGAAAUGCUAUUCAAAACAUUCUUGAACAGAAUUCUUCUUUGGAUCCAUCUGUCCAUGCACCAGGCUUCCUUGAUACGUUUGAUAAUAUAUGGCUUGAAAAGCUUUCGGAGGUUUCGGACUUAGCCCUCCAAAGUAAAAACGCCGAUGCAAAGGCUGUCCUUGUAAAUAUGAUGUGUAGCGGCGUCGUUCCCGACUGUAUUCGCUGGUGUCCAGUAUUGAAAACCGUCAUCGAAAAUCUAUCUCUGUGA